This is a messenger RNA of Fusarium redolens, 3666 nucleotides long. RefSeq lists its product as uncharacterized. Gene Ontology annotation, molecular function: nucleic acid binding. The record is from RefSeq and is a predicted model, not a curated record. The coding region runs from base 1 to 3666 and encodes 1221 amino acids. The transcript is spliced from 5 exons. Gene Ontology annotation, cellular component: kinetochore. NCBI's taxonomy places the organism in Eukaryota, Fungi, Ascomycota, Sordariomycetes, Hypocreales, Nectriaceae.
AUGACUCGCGUACCCGAGAUGAGCGUCCUGAUCGCGGGGACUCGUUUUACCGUGGAAGAUCUCCAGUCCCCAGGCCACGACCGUCGCGACCGCCGUCGGUCUCGCUCCCCAGCUACUGUCGAUCGCUACGAACCCCGACCCCGACGAGAUGACCGGGACCGUGAUGAUAGACGUCGCAUGCAGUCGCCACCCGCCAAUAUUGAUCGAUACGUACCCGGUCAGGAUUCCGGGUCGAGUAAUCCAACUGUUAACCCCCUCCCCGACCCUGCCAAGCUCCAUUACCAAGUUGGCUUCUCCUACUUUGGAGAAUGGUGGAGAAUGAAUGAGAAGAUCAAGGAGGAAAAAGAGCGAAUGCGUACUGGCCGACGCCGUGAACCGGAACGGGUUCGUGGCCCAGAAGAUCGCGAAAAGGAGAAAGCCAGGAUCCAAGCUGCCUACGAUGCGUAUAAAGAAGAACUUCAAGCCAGGAUGGCACGGACAUUUGUUUCUGAACAUAAGAAAGAGCAAUGGUUCAAGGAGCGAUAUGUUCCUGAAAUUCGUGACGAUUUCAGAGGAAAGCUGAACGAAUACCGACGCGGUGCUUACAGUCAGUGGGAGCAAGAUCUUGAGUCGGGUACUUUUGAUGACUUUUCUCUUGAGGGUCUCCCUAAGAGUGAGAGUAACGGCAGUGGUGGCGUAGUUGAAAAGGAAGAAGGGGAGGCCACAGCCACAAACGAGAUCCUGGGUGUUGGAGAUCUGGUUCCAGUCAACGGUGCUGACAUCCGCGACGAGAGCCAGUUCCAGCCAACCCUCUUGAUCAAGACCAUCGCCCCGCAUGUUAGCCGCCAGAACCUCGAGGCCUUUUGUAAGGAGCAUCUCGGCGAGGAGGAAGGUGGCUUCAAGUGGCUCUCUUUAUCUGAUCCCAACCCCAGUAAGCGGUACCACCGUAUUGGUUGGGUCAUGCUCCACCCUUCAUCCGAAACAGCACUCCCUGUAGACCGUGUUGAACCCAAGGAUGAGGAUGGCGACGAGGCGAUAACAUCGCCUCAGCCGGUAUCUACUGCCGACAAGGCUCUGGAGGCCAUCAACGGUAAGACUGUCAAAGAUGAGGUCAGAGGAGACUUUGUUUGCCAUGUUGGGGUUCAUAACCCACCUGUCCAUCCCCGGAAGAAGGCCCUGUGGGAUCUCUUUUCCGCUCCUGAGCGCAUCGAUAAGGACCUCUUGCUUGUUCAGCGAAUUGUCAACAAGUUUGAGGAAGAAUUCGGAUCUGAUUUCCAAGCCACUUUGAAAAUUGAAGAAAAGGUCGAAGACCUCAGAAACGCGGGUCAGCUCCAACCGGCUGUGGUUCCGACCCCUGUCAAGAAGGUCAAGAAGAUCAGAGAAGUGGGAAUGGACGAAGCUAUGGAUGAGGAAGAAGACGGCGUUAUUGAAAUUGAAGAGGAAGAGGAGGAGGAGGAGGGAGCCGUAGAAGAUGAAGAAGUUGACGACGAGGAUCUCUUGGUCAAGAAGAAGCAACUUGAUCUCUUGAUUGAAUAUUUGCGUCGCGUCUUUAACUUCUGCUUCUUUUGUGUUUUCGAAAGCGAUUCAAUUCACGAACUUACACGAAAAUGCCCUGGUGGCCAUUUGCGCCGACCUCGCAGCACACUUUCGUCUGCCGCAAAGGCUGUUGCCAGAGCCAGUGCCAAUGGAGAACCAUUCCCAGGCAAGAAAAGGGGCGAAGGGGCAGAAGAUACCGAGGGCGAGCUUACUGAAGGUGAAAAGAAGUUUCGAAACGCUUCAAACAAGACUGAGCAGCAACUCCUUCGGGCGUUCAACUGGGUUAAGACAUUCGAAGACAAGCUUACCCAGAUUCUGGACCCUCAAUCUGUCGACAUUCGAAAGUUGGGUGGUCGACCUGCUGAUGAGGCUGUCGAAGAAGAGCUUCUCAAACACGUGAAGCAAGAGGAUGAACACAAAUGGCGGUGCAAAGCUCCCGAGUGCUCCAAGUUGUUCAAGGAAGAGCAUUUUUGGCGUAAGCACGUUGAGAAGCGCCACGGUGAUUGGCUUGAUAACCUGAGGCAAGAGUUUGAACUCAUAAACUCAUAUGUGAUGGACCCCUCUCACAUUGCACCCUCCAGAACUGACGCAAACUCAAAUGGCCACUUCCCGCCUUCCAAUGGCCAAUCCAGCAGUGGAACACCACGAGGCUUCAACCUGCAGAACUUUACCAUGAAUGGUAUGAUGGCAGGUAUGCCCGGCUUCCCCAUGGCUCCAGGCAACUUCUCGCCUAUGUUUGCAAACAUGCAAUCCGGAAGCUGGAACCCUAUGGACGAACGCUCUGGCGGAGGACCUAUCCGUCGCGGAGGAAUGGGUGGUGGACGGGGCCAAUACCGUUCUGGACCUUAUGAUCGCCGAGGCGGCAACCGUUUCGAUGGUGGCCGUAACCGCAACGGCGGAUCACGCUGGGGUGACGGUGCUGGAGGCGCUGCGGGCGGUCCUCGGGAGGCAGUCCAGGGCCGAAGCCUCAAGAGUUAUGAAGAUUUGGACCAGGUUUCAGGUGGUGGAAGUGUGAUCGCCUUAUUGAAAGAGCCUAAAAUAAGACGUAAGGGACACGUUUUAUCAAGCAGUAUUUGUCGAGAGCAUGCGCUAACUUACUACAGUCGACGAAAGAUCAACAAGGAUCCCAACAAUACAAAAUGGACUAAAGAUACGAAUACCUUCGGACAGAAGAUCCUGCGAGCUCAAGGCUGGCAACCGGGCCAGUUCCUCGGAGCCCAAGAUGCGCCGCACUCGGAAUUACACACGGCUGCCAACGCCUCAUACAUUCGCGUGGUUCUUAAGGAUGACAUGAAGGGAUUGGGCUUCAGCAAGUCGAAGGAGGAUGAAGUUACUGGUCUAGAUGUCUUUCAAGAUCUGCUCAGCCGACUCAAUGGAAAGACGGAUAAUGCCAUCGAGGAGGAUCAACAAGCGCGACUCGCUGUGAAGACGCACCACUUUGUCGAGCAACGAUACGGAGCCAUGAAGUUCGUGUACGGUGGUCUACUGGUGGGCGAUGAGAUGAAGGGAGUGGAAGAGAAGAAGGCCGAGCAGCAAACAGAGUCGAACUCCGACGAGGACGUUGUCAUGGAAUCCGCCCCUGCACCAAAAGAAUCCAAAAAGGAGAAGAAGUCUAAGAAGAGAAAGGCAACCGAUGACGAGGAUGAGGAGGAAACUUCAGGUCGAGAAACCGAUUCAAAGAGCAAGAAAAGACGCAAGGAAGAGCGAAAGCUAAAAGAGGGUGAUUUUGACGACUCCAGGGAAAAGAAGAAGAAGAAAGAGAAGUCCCGCAAAAAGUCCACAGAGGACAUCUCAGACGACGAGAACGCCGAAGAGCGCUCCAAGAAGCGAAAGUCCAAGUCCAAGGAUAAGAGCCGGUCUCCUGAGGGCUCAGAUGAAGAAAAGGUGAAGGACAAGAAGUCUAAGAAAGAGAAGAAAGAGAAGAAGAAGCGCAAGAAGGAGGAGCAAACAUCUGAAUCAACCAGCACAUCCGUCACACAGAACUCUACGCCCACGGCUUCGGUUCCUGGAACAGGAGCCACAACGCCGUCUGGCACAUCGACGCCUCGAGGGAGCCGGAACUUUGUGCGGUCACGAUUUAUUGCGCAAAAGAGACAGGCUGUGCUGGAUACCAAGGCACUGAACCAGGUAUGUACUGCUUAUUUCUACUAA